AUGGAUGAAAACGAAAGGACUAGUGAUGGCUCAGAGGUUAUCAUGCUAGCUGGCGGGAGACGUCCACAGAAAGACCUGUCCUUUAAAGUAGAGGGGGUCACUCUGAGACCGCAGAAAAAAGUCAAAUACUUAGGUGUUGACAUAGACCAAAGAAUGUCAUUCACUCAUCAUGUGACAAGAGUGGCUAUGAAAGCUGAAGCAUUAACGGCUACUUUGAGCCGCUUAAUGCCAAACGUUAGAGGUCCAUCGRCUCCAAAAAGGAGAGUGCUGGUGGAAGUAGCAAAUUCCAUUUUGCUCUAWGCUGCCCCGAUCUGGGGAGAUAAAGCACUGGAAAUGAAGAAAUACAAGCAGAGACUUGAYGGGGUACAGAGAAAAGCAGCACUGCGGGUAUGCUCUSCGUACCGUACCACUUCGGUGGAAGCUGCUCAAGUAAUAGCAGAGGUCAUUCCAAUAGACCUUAGAAUUAAAGAGAGGAAAAGAYUGCGUGAUAGAGAAUGCAGUAAGCGCGAAGCGCAGCAGUGCCAGAACAAGAUGAAAACAUUAACGGUGUGA
Tribolium madens (black flour beetle) is the source of this 552-nucleotide messenger RNA. RefSeq lists its product as uncharacterized. The transcript has 2 exons. The record is from RefSeq and is a predicted model, not a curated record. NCBI's taxonomy places the organism in Eukaryota, Metazoa, Arthropoda, Insecta, Coleoptera, Tenebrionidae. The coding region runs from base 1 to 552 and encodes 183 amino acids.